This is a messenger RNA of Teleopsis dalmanni, 1831 nucleotides long. Its product is annotated as probable citrate synthase, mitochondrial. The record is from RefSeq and is a predicted model, not a curated record. Bases 155 to 1348 code for a protein of 397 amino acids. NCBI's taxonomy places the organism in Eukaryota, Metazoa, Arthropoda, Insecta, Diptera, Diopsidae. Gene Ontology annotation, cellular component: mitochondrial matrix. The transcript is spliced from 4 exons. Gene Ontology annotation, biological process: carbohydrate metabolic process; citrate metabolic process; tricarboxylic acid cycle.
AUUCAACGCUUUCCUUGCAUCGUACGUACGCUUCAUCUCAGCUGAUUCGAGUUUACGUGAUGUACUCGCCUCGAAAGUACCAGCCGAACAAGAGCGUGUGAAGAAUUUCAGGAAACAAUAUGGCGCAACAAAAACUGGCGAAACCACAAUCGAUAUGAUGUAUGGUGGUAUGCGUGGAAUUAAAGGUCUUGUUUGCGAAACCUCUGUCUUAGACGCAGAUGAGGGUAUUCGUUUCCGUGGACUUUCCAUUCCUGAAUGCCAAAAAGUGCUUCCAAAAGCUGAUGGUGGCGAUGAGCCAUUGCCAGAGGGUCUAUUUUGGUUAUUGUUGACUGGUCAGGUACCAACAAAAGCUCAAGUAAAGCAAUUAUCACGCGAAUGGGCUGAACGUGCUGCUUUGCCACAACAUGUUGUUAACAUGUUGAACAACAUGCCCACCACUCUUCACCCAAUGUCACAAUUAGCUUGUGCCGUAACAGCAUUGAAUCAUGACAGCAAAUACGCUAAAGCCUACUCAGAGGGUGUACAUAAAUCCAAAUAUUGGGAAUAUGUCUAUGAAGAUAGCAUGGAUUUAAUUGCUAAGUUGCCAGUUGUUGCUGCCACUAUUUAUUGCAAUACAUACCGCGGCGGUAAAGGCUCAAAAUCUAUUGACCCCAAUUUGGAUUGGUCUGCCAACUUUGUUAAAAUGUUGGGUUAUGAUGAUCCAAAAUUCACUGAAUUAAUGCGUCUAUACUUGACAAUACACAGUGAUCACGAAGGUGGUAAUGUAUCUGCUCAUACUGUUCACUUGGUUGGCUCGGCUUUGAGCGAUCCCUAUCUUUCAUUUGCUGCUGGUAUGAAUGGUUUGGCUGGUCCACUCCAUGGUUUGGCUAAUCAAGAAGUAUUGGUAUGGUUAAGAAAAUUGCAAAAAGAAGUUGGUGCCAAUCCUUCAGAAGAACAACUUAAGGAGUAUGUAUGGAAGACAUUGAAAUCUGGACAGGUUGUGCCUGGCUAUGGUCACGCUGUACUCCGCAAAACGGAUCCACGUUACACCUGCCAACGUGAGUUUGCACUAAAACACCUGCCAAACGAUGAUCUAUUCCAACUUGUCUCAAAGAUCUACAAGGUUGUGCCACCAAUUCUAACUGAAACCGGCAAAGUUAAGAACCCAUGGCCAAAUGUAGAUGCUCACUCUGGUGUUCUAUUGCAAUACUACGGCAUGAAGGAAAUGAACUACUACACUGUAUUGUUUGGUGUUUCACGUGCUUUGGGUGUGUUAGCUUCACUUGUUUGGGAUCGCGCUUUGGGCUUGCCAAUCGAAAGACCCAAAUCACUUUCCACUGAUAUGCUCAUGAAAAUGGUGCAAAAGUAAACUCAUUAUAAAGAAGGAGGGAUAUAUUCAUUUUAAAACAAGAGUAUAAAGCAAACCAAAUAAUCAACAUAAAUUUACAAAGAGCGUUAAUGCAAAACUAAAUAACAUAAGUCAAAAAAUGAAAAAACCAAGUGAACCUAUUAUAAUAAUGUGACUAUUUUAAUUUCUACUUUUUUAAUUUAAAAAUCAAAAAUUAAGAAAAUUUAAAUUAAUUUAAAUUAUGCAAGUAAGAUUAAAGAUUAAUUAAUUAGAUUUCAUAUAUGCUAGUGAUGUUAAAGCGUAUUUUAUGUGAGUACCUCUAAAUUAUUUGAAUAAUCUUACAAAACGAAACAAAGCUAGAAUUAAAAUUUAAUUAGCGAUGUAUGAUAUUAAUUAAAAUGAUAGUUAUUGUUGUUAUAAACGAACUCAAUAAGCUAUGCGACUACCAACUCUAAACACCCUCCGCUCUCCCACUUAAGCUGUAGGCAUCCUGCCCACAAUCAC